CAGUUCUCACCCACCCAAACACCGCCGCUGAAACCUCCAGUUCUCAGCACACAUCGACCUGCUCGACCGGCUCCACUAGCGCUCGUCCAAGAUGGACGUCGCCGACGCCGCCUCCCCGUCUGGCCAGGAGCAGCAGGGGCACAGGACGGUGUCGUCUGAGCCGCCGAAGCGACCCGCGGGGCGGACCAAGGUACAUGAGACGCGCCACCCGCUGUACCGCGGCGUGCGGCAGCGGGGCCGGGUCGGGCAGUGGGUGUGCGAGGUGCGCGUGGCCGGGGUGAAGGGCUCCAGGCUCUGGCUCGGCACCUUCACCACCGCCGAGAUGGCGGCGCGCGCGCACGACACCGCCGUGCUCGCGCUCUCCGGCCGGGCUGCCUGCCUCAACUUCGCCGACUCCGCCUGGCGCAUGCUGCCCGUGCUCGCGGCCGGGUCUUUCGGCUUCGGCAGCGCGCGCGAGAUCAAGGCCGCCGUCGCCGUCGCCGUCGUGGCUUUCCAGAAGGAGCAGAUUAUCCCAGUCGCCGUCGCCGUGGUGGCGAUCCAGAAGCAGCAGAUUAUCCCAGUCGCUGUCGCCGUCGUGGCGAUCCAGAAGCAGCAGAUUAUCCUCGCCGUCGUGGCGCUCCAGAAGCAGCAGAUUCCAGUGGCCGUCGCCCUCGUGGCGCUCCAGGAACAGCAGGUCCCAGUCGCCGUCGCCGUCGUGGCGCUUCAUCGGCAGCAGGUUCCAGUCGCGUGCCCGGGAACCUCCGGCCCGGGCAGCGCUCUGUUUUACAUGUCGUCCAGCGACUUGUUGGAGCUCGACGAGGAGCAGUGGUUUGGCGGCAUGGAGGCCGGGUCGUACUACGCGAGCUUGGCGCAGGGGAUGCUCGUGGCACCGCCGGGCGAAAGAGCGAGGACGGAGGACGGCGAGCAGAGCGGCGUCCAGACGCCGCUAUGGAGCCACUUGUUCACCUAAUCUAGCAGUGUAAAGUUGUACUCCCUCUGUCCGGAAUUACUUGUGCGAAAAUGGAUUAAAAUGAAUGUAUUUAGAACUAAAAUACGUCUAGAUACAUCAAUUUCUCAGACAAGUAUUUCUGGACGGAGGGAGUACCAUUAUUAGAUAGUUGUGUUCUUUUCAAUUUGAGGAGAAACAGAGUAGCAUCUUGUUCCUUCGUUGUACUCAUUGUACUAUAAGCUCCCGGUUUGAGUAUUUGUGAGGAAGGGGAUUGCCUAUUACACCAAUUAUUAUUGGUCAAAUUGAUCGCCUUCUUCCUGAUUUGGGAAAAACUGAGUAGGCGGUGUGUUCCUUCAUUCAUAGUAGUAGCACUUGUCAAAUUCCCGGUUUCUACUUUUGGGCGAAAGGCAAGAUUGUUCAAUACAUCAAUUAUUGGUACAGAA
Messenger RNA from Triticum aestivum (bread wheat), 1371 nucleotides. Its product is annotated as dehydration-responsive element-binding protein 1B. Gene Ontology annotation, biological process: regulation of DNA-templated transcription. Lineage: Eukaryota; Viridiplantae; Streptophyta; Magnoliopsida; Poales; Poaceae. Gene Ontology annotation, molecular function: DNA binding; DNA-binding transcription factor activity. The record is from RefSeq and is a predicted model, not a curated record.